Messenger RNA from Anarrhichthys ocellatus (wolf-eel), 2254 nucleotides. RefSeq names its product probable E3 ubiquitin-protein ligase TRIML1. The coding region runs from base 120 to 1907 and encodes 595 amino acids. The record is from RefSeq and is a predicted model, not a curated record. Gene Ontology annotation, molecular function: zinc ion binding; protein binding. NCBI's taxonomy places the organism in Eukaryota, Metazoa, Chordata, Actinopteri, Perciformes, Anarhichadidae. The transcript is spliced from 15 exons.
AGUGAUGUUGUGAGCGAUCAAGAUACGACCUGUACAGAUCAAGAAACAACGGCCAGGACAAAAAGAGUUUCUGGAGUGUUUUGGAUCUAUUUUGAAAUCAGACCGAUCAACAGGAAAGGAUGUCCUUAUGUGGAAGCUUUCUGUCAGACGAGCAGUUCCUGUGCUCGAUCUGCCUUGAUGUCUUCACCAACCCUUCGUCCACGCCGUGCGGACACAGCUUCUGCAUGGCCUGCAUCAGCAGAUACUGGGACGGAUCUAAGGUUUGCCAGUGUCCUCUGUGUAAGAAGACCUUCCAGAAGCGACCAGACCUCCAGAUCAACAGGACGCUGCGAGAGAUUACCGAUCAGUUCAGAUCCAUGACAGCAGGGGGGAACGAGAAGAGAGGGGGAAGAGGAGGAGGAGGAGGAGGAGGCAUACCAGAUGAUUUAAUUGAUGAAUUGAAGAAGAAGCUGCCUCGACCUCCGCUACAACUAUCACCGACAAUGCCCUGUGAGACCCAAGGUGUGUCCAUCCUGACGCUGCCAUGCACAACCUCACUGGCUUCUUCGGUACCAAACGACAGUCCGUUCGCCGCCCUGACGAACCCCUCCAGACCUCCUCCUCCGCUGCCCCCUUACUCCAGAGGCCGAAGAAGGUUCACCAUGAGUGGGGCUGCAACGAGCUCGAGGCUCCCUGUCUGUGAGAUCCACCACAGAGGAAUAGUGAUUUACUGUCGGACUGAUCGAGUAUGUAUCUGUCCUCAAUGUGAGACCGAGGACCAUCACGAUCACGACACUGUGACUCUGGAAGCCGAGUGGAUGGAAACCAAGGACCAGCUGAGUGUGUCAGAGCAGGAGGUGCAGGGGAUGAUCAGACGGAGAAUCAGGAAGAUUGAGGAGAUCAAACUGUCAGCGACUGAGCUGGAGUUGGCGGUGGAGCGAGAGACGGCGGGCAGCGUCUGUCUGUUUUCUGAGCUGGUGUCGGCCAUCGAGCGCUCCCAGGCGGAGCUGAUGGAGGUGAUGGAGAUGAGCCAGAGGGCGGCCACGCACCAGGCCGACGCCAUGGUACGACAGCUGGAGCUGGAGGUUGACGAACUGCGGCGGAGGGAAAGCGCCCUCGCCAAGCUCGCCCAAUCAGAUGACUACAUGCACUGUGUCAAGACGUUCCCCAUCCUCUCCAGUCCUCCACCUGCCAAAGACUGGUUUGAGGUGUCGGUGAACUCUGACCUGGGAACAGGGACCAUCUACAGGUCGCUGGCAGCUGUGGUGGAGAGGUUCCAGGAAGAGCUGUUGAUAAUCGCAGAGACAGGUUUUCCUGCCUCAGUACUGGCCCCCAGUCCGGUCCGAUAUCAGCCCAGGAUGAGGAGGGUUGAGGAGUAUGCAGUGGACGUGACGCUGGACGGCCACACUGCUCAUGCCAGACUGAUUCUGUCGGAGGACUUGAAGAGUGUGAGGUGUGGAGAUCGACACCAGACGCUUCCCGACAACCCAGAGAGGUUUGACAGAGUCGUCUGUGUCAUCGGGAGGGAGGCCAUCUCCUCUGGGAGACACUACUGGGAGGUGGAGGUGGGCGGGAAGACGGACUGGGAUCUUGGAGUAGCCAGACAAUCAAUCAACAGGAAGGGGAAGAUUGAAGUUACCCCGAGCAAUGGAUACUGGUUCCUCAGUCUGAGAGACAGGAAGAAGUACGCCUUUCGCAGUGAACCCUCCACAGACGUCCAUCUGAACCUCCGACCACAAAGGAUUGGGAUAUUUGUGGACUUUGAGAAAGGACAGGUGUCUUUCUACAAUGUUGAUGCUAAAAUUCACAUCUACACUUUCAAUGACACUUUCAGUGAAUGCAUCUUCCCGUUCUUCAGCCCCUGUACUAAUAAAUCUGGGAAGAACGACGGGCCGCUAAUUAUCACUCCGGUAAACUGGACAGAGUGACAGAACAACACCUGGAAGUUCCGAGUUUCUUCUUCUUCUUUUUGCUUUUAGUUGCACCGCAAAACUGUUCAAAUUUUUUGGAUAUAAAUACUCUUAAAAUGUUCUCUUGUUGUCCGACUGUGAAUAGUUUAUAAAUACAGGUGAGACAUUUGUAUUUUAAUUGAUUUGCUUAUCAUGUAUUAAAAACAAUGGUAUUAUUCUAGCAGUGACUGUGUUCAUUAUUUCUAUAUUCAGCUUCAGAGGAAACUGUGACGGAUAUUUUUGACUAUUUAAAGACAUUUUAAAGCCUAAACUGUUCAUUGAUUCAUCAGAAAAGAAGCAGGAGUUGCCCAAUAAGAUUUUACAGA